CCGCCCAUUCCUUAGUGUACACAGCUUGUACACGGGCUCCGUCUGGAACGUUGCAGCGAAACGGAUGUGACUGCAUCGCGGAUCUGCCGGACUGGAGACGGGUCUGGCCCAGAGUCAGCUGCUGUCCGGAUCCAUUCAGAGUGCCGGGGGUGUUAAUACGCCGUUCGAGACUGUCGUUUUGAAGCGUUUGGAAGGUCACCGGUGUCCUUUUAGAUGCGGAGGCGUUCGAUUCGUUCGGCGCUGUCAGACCGGACCUGCUCAGACGUUUUUGGCGGCAGCUACCUGAUCAUUACCUGAGAGCAGUUGGUUGUCUGCUGGCGGCGAAAUGUGGCGCAGAUUCUCGCUGCUGAUUUUCUGUUGUGCUGUGAGAGGACUCGAUGCUCUGGAGGCGGACAGAAGCGCGGAGCCCUCGCUAGAGAAGAUGCUGCUGGCCGAAGCAGCAGUGCCGGGCGGGGCGGACCAGGAUGCUCCCUCCGCGCGUAAAGCUGGGGACAGUCCGCGGGAAGGAGAGCGGCAGUCCCCGUGGAGAGGCGCUCCUGUUGCAGGUGCGGAAGGGAGAGAUCAGCAGCCCGCGGCCGAGCCUUUGGAGGAUGAGCUGGACAACCAGGAGAACAUCAUUAGCCAGUUGCUGGGUGAUUACGACAAAGUGAAGACUGUAUCAUCAGGGUCCGACUGUGUGUGUCGCUGUAUUGUGCGACCGAUCAGACGCUCUGACUGCAGCCGAAUCCACGACAGCGACGCAAGCUCACUGCCCCAGGAUUUUUACACUGUGGAGACGGUUACCAAGGGAACAGACUGCAAGAACUGUGUGUGCAUGGCUCCACCUUCAGCCGUCAACCCCUGUGAGGGAGAGUACAGGUUUAAAAAACUACAGGAGGCCAGCAAGGAUGACAUUAAGCUGGCAACUAUUAUCGACUUGUUGGAGGGCUCUCUGUAUGGAAUGGACUUGUUAAAGCUCCACUCUGUCACCACCAAACUGCUGACCAGGAUGGACAACAUGGAAAAAGCCUUUGCCCGUAAUUUUACAGAGAGAGCAAGAGAGAAAGAACGUGUGAAGGAAAGAGCGAAAGAAAAGGAGAAAGAGAAGAAGGCCCAGCAGAAAAAAAAGAAAGUGAAUGAUUUGGACAAUGCCGGACAGAAAAGUCAAGCACCUGCCUACACCAACAAGCAGAAGAAUUAUGAAGGUCAGCUGAAGAAGAACCAACAGCAAGAUGGUCUGGAACAACAACAGCCAACCAGGAAUAAGACAGGAACUCAAAAGCCAAUCAAGGAAAAGACAGAGCCAAAGCAGCCAGUUAAAGACAAGAACAGUGUGGUCAUCAGGGGCAUGACCUUUUAUAAGGCAGAAGAAGAGAGCUAUAAGGAGGAUGAGAGAGGAAGAAGAAAAAAUACAACUCUAACUGCAAAUACUUCAAUGGACUUAAUGACUUAUGACCAGCCCCCACCUGCCAGGACUUUGCCCAUCCAGAAUCCGGGACCUGCACCCACUGUUAGCACAGAACCAGACUACAAGGACCUAUCAAGGAGACUAGGCAGUCCUGCACCAACCCAGCGACCAACAGAUCACUCAAAUACCACCAAACAACCCACAACUGCAACCAAACCAGUUCCCACUACCAUGAAACCAACGACUGAAACAACAACACCAAAACCAACAACAACCAAACUGACAACUACUUCCCGACAAACUACGACUCUUAGAACUACUAUUCAGCCUACCACACCUAUCACUCAACAUAGCACCUCAGCUUCAGAUACCAGUAUAGAUCCUCCCAUUGAGGUGUCUGCCACGGCAGAGUCUCGGCUGGGACCCAAACGCAGACUCAGCUGGACAGAGAGCCCAGCUGACCAACCAAAGACCACCAAAAAGCCUGGGCUGUGUAAGGACACAGUAGCCAGCCUCUCCGAUCCAGUCCAGCACAACUCUUAUGGCCUGAGUGACGGAGCCUGGAUGAGAGAUGCACGUGGCCAUGGCAACGUCAUCUACCUCACCAAUGGUCACUACGGCAACAACCUCCUAGAGUUCCGAGACAUGGACACUUUCAAAUCAGGUCAUGCGAGCAAUUCAUACAAGCUGCCCUACAGUUUCACUGGAGCGGGCCACGUUGUGUUUAAUGGGGCUUUCUACUACAACCGUGCGUUCAGCAGGGAUGUCAUCAGAUAUGACCUGAGACACAGAUAUGUAGCUGCCUGGACCACACUGCACGAUGCUUUACUGGAGGAGCAAGCUCACAGGACAAUAACCGAAGUGGAGUUUGCUGUUGAUGAGUCCGGCCUUUGGUUACUCUACCCUGCUCUGGACACCGAGGGCUUUCACCAGGAAGUAAUCCUGCUCACCCAUCUCCACCCCCGUGACCUUCAACCGAUACGGAGCUUCCGCACAGGUCUUAGGCGUGGUCGCUACGGAAACAGUUUCCUGGUUUGUGGCGUGCUUUAUGCUGUGGACAGUAUGGAGCGUCACUACGCCAACGUGACAUACGCUUUUGACACACACACACUCACACACACCGUGCCGAGCCUUGCGUUCACGAACAUGCAUGCACACACAUCCCAGCUGGCCUACUGUCCGCUGGACAAGAAACUGUACGCAUGGGACGAUGGACAUCAGAUGAUGUAUGAUGUCAUCUUCGCGUAUUAGCACAAUGAAUGGACACAAGAUGGAAGAAAUUAUGGUUAGAUGGAUGGUCCGAACAAAGCUGAGGAGAGAAGAAAUACGAUAACAGCUGAACAGAUAUUUGAUCAGUUUUUAGUGUCUCAACGACUGUGGAUCAGUCUAAGUGAAUGUAUUUUAGUAUCGACCUCAGCUCCUCCAGCCGCACACACCAAGGUCAGUAUUAACCAUCCAGGGCCCCAUUUCUCCCGAUCAAUCUUAGAGGGUGAGAGGGUUUUUCUAGGAGCAUUUCUACCAAUGCUCUUAAAUUUCUAGAACUUAAGAGCUUCAGUGGUGCUGAAGAUGACGUUGAAUACAUUUAAGAUAAUUUUGCUUAUUUAACUGUCUAUAAGCCUUACUCUAUAUUAAAAAUACAUCCAUCACCAAGCAUAAGUGUUGAAAACAACACAAAGAAAUGUUUUAUACUUGGAAUUGUCCAGCAUGAAAAUGAAACUUAGUGUGCAGUACAGUACAGCUUCCAGCUUGCUGCCCUCUGUAAUUCAUGAUCCUGGGUGGAAGUUUAAGAAAGUAAACUCUGAUUGAUUUAGCUGCUGCUUGAGGCAGAUGUUAUACUCUUAAACUCACAUUAAGCCUAAAAUGAAGCAGUGGUGAGUCCUGCACUGCUGCAUCUACAUCUUCAGUUAUGAUGCUUUUGAAAAACACGUCUUAAGCUUAAGAGGGUUAGUAAGAUUGAUUUUACCAUCACCUUAGCCUUAGCCAGAGUGGCACUUAACUCACAAGAGAAGCCAAAAAACAAGUGGAAAUAUAUAUAAAUAUCUUUAUACAGUGACCAGCCACAACAUUAAAAUCAGUUACCGGUUUUAAUGUUGCGGCUGGUCAGUAUAUAUAUAUAUUUAUAUAUAAUGUAUAAAUAUAAAAUCAGGCAAAAUCGGUCUUUUAUCUGAUAUACAAUGUUCAGCUCCAGAGGGUAAAAACCGAUUCUGGUAAUGACCAAAGAUACAAAUAGGGUCAUACUUUAAGUGUUGCACACAACGUCACUAUAAGGCCUUUAUUAUCAGUGUGUAAGGAAGCUUGAAAUCCUUUCUGAUUUGAUCAAAAUCUAUACUCUGUGUUUUUAUAAUGUAUGUCUGCUUAGCGUGUUGCCUGUGUACUUUUACUCCUGUCAAAUUAUGUUCCCAUCAUAAGCUUUAGUACAGGUGACAAUGGAAGCUCUAACCAUGAUACUGUUAGUGUUUCAUCUGCCAUUGACGUUCAGUCAUUUACAGCAGAUUUGAAGCUAACACAUGCUCCUCACAGCUUUACUUUUUUUUUAAAAAU
Molecule: messenger RNA, 3928 nt
Organism: Xiphias gladius (swordfish)
Lineage: Eukaryota; Metazoa; Chordata; Actinopteri; Istiophoriformes; Xiphiidae
Gene: olfml2bb
Product: olfactomedin-like 2Bb
Exons: 9
Coding region: 326-2638 (770 amino acids)
Biological process (GO): signal transduction
Source: RefSeq, a predicted model, not a curated record